Camellia sinensis is the source of this 759-nucleotide messenger RNA. The record is from RefSeq and is a predicted model, not a curated record. NCBI's taxonomy places the organism in Eukaryota, Viridiplantae, Streptophyta, Magnoliopsida, Ericales, Theaceae.
GAUGUGGAUCGCCGUCACAAUGAUGAGUUUCCCAGAUGGUUUAAUUCUCAUGUUGAAGAGCUUCUAGCUAUUGAAAAUGCUGUGUUGUCAGAUGAGAUUAAAACUUUGGCAUUGGGACCUAGUAAAAAGGCCACGAGAUUCAAUGGGUAUAUAAUUAAUGGUGCUAGGUAUCAUACGAGGAGUUGUGAGUGGAGAAGAAAAACUCAAAAUAGUGGGGUUAUGGUGAAAGCAAAGACUUGUAGCUAUGCAAGUACCAGAGACAUGAAUCCUGUGGAAGGUGAAGUAGCAUACUAUGGAUAUGUGACAGAUAUUAUUGAAUUGUAUUACUCAUACGACCGUAGAUAUGUGCUAUUCAUGUGCGACUGGAUUGACAACAACAAAGGAUUGAAGCAGGAUGGGUUUGGUUUCACACUUGUUAAUUUCAAUCAUUUGUUAUAUACAAAGAAACAAAAUAGUGAUGAGCCAUUCAUCCUAGCAUCUCAGGCACAACAAGUUUUCUAUGUUAAUGAUCUCGUUGGAGCUGAUUGGGAUGUUGUAGUCAAUAUGAAACCUAGAGACUUGUAUGAGGUGUGUGGAGAACAACCAAUUAAUGAUGGAGAACAUCACAAUGAAGUGAAAGGAUUUGGCGACCAAGAAUUAGAUGCAACUUCGUUUGCUUGUGAAGAGGACAUAAAUUGGGUUAGGUAAGGUGAAGUUGGAACAACUAUUGAUGAAACUAUUGGACCUCUUGGGAUAUCGACACAGACACAAUCUGAAGAU